CAUAAUGCAACGCAGUUUGCGCAGAGUUCAGAGUAAUGGCGGCUGUGCUGGAGCAGCUCACGAGACUCACGAAAUGAAGCGACGGAGGGACGACUGCUGCUAACAGAGGGCCUUUAGAGGGGUUUGCGGGCGUGGGAUCGCAUCGAGAGGUGCACACUUGGCAGCGGUUGAGGACUUUGAUCGGUUGAGCGCGAUGAUAAAGCUCAAGUCCGACCAGACGCGCACUUACGACGGAGACGGCUACAAGAAGCGCGCGGCCUGCCUGUGCUUCAGGAGCGAGCGCGAGGAGGAGGUGCUGCUGGUGAGCAGCAGGAGUCAUGCGGAGAGAUGGAUCGUUCCUGGAGGAGGGAUGGAGCCGGAGGAGGAGCCCAGUGUAGCUGCUGUCAGGGAGGUGUGUGAGGAGGCAGGAGUCAAAGGUACAUUAGGACGAUUGGUAGGCGUUUUUGAGAACCGGGACAGGAAGCACAGGACGUAUGUCUAUGUCCUCAUCGUCACUGAGGUCCUGGAGGACUGGGAGGAUUCAGUCAAUAUUGGGAGGAAGAGGGAGUGGUUUAAGACCGAAGAUGCCCAGCGUGUGCUGCUGUGUCACAAACCUAUGCAGGCGUCUUACUUCGAAGCCCUUCAGCGGGACCGCACGACCAGCAACGGCACGUCUCUGGUGUCCACCUACAACACCAAUCACAGCUCUCUCUCCAGCCUCAGAUAACCAGCACAGCAAACACAGAAGCCUCGGCCAAGCUCUCCCUCAGUCUCCACCUGUUCCUCACAGACUGAACUCCUACUGCAAAUACUAUCACCUUUUUUCUAUUUCAGCGUGUUAAUGUCUACAUCACAUGAAAGCUGAUUGCCUUACCAGCCUUUUUUAGUGUUCAGAUGAAGAGCACAGUAAGAAAUACUUGCAUGAGUCCUAAUGCCAGGUUUACUGAACGCAACUACACUUUACUCUUGUGUCUUGAAAUAAGUAGAGUUUCAAGAGAAAGCUGUUUGUACUGAUGUUUGCCUCUAGCCUCUAUUGAUAUGCUGUUAUAUAGAGUUGGUAUUCAUAGGCUUCGUUCUUUAAACUGCUACACAACAGCGCUCACUCUUGAAUUGAUCAAAGUCGUUGAAAUCGUAGUCUUAUUGCCAAUAUUACACACUCAUGUUGGGAGUUUCUCUCAAAAAAUAAAAGUUUGUUUACACAAUAUAUACUUGUGUAUAUUACUUAUGUAUAUAUAAAUACACACACAGUAUAUAUUUUCUAACAUAUUUACAUAUUUGUAUAAUUAAUAUAUACAUGUGUGUGUAUUUACAUAGAGAUAAUAAAUGUACACAGCACACACACAUGUUAUGUCAAUAAUAGUGUGUUUUGGAUGCGUUUAAUGGUUUGACCGCGCUAGUCCUAAUGUUGCUGGGCUUUACUGGUUUGGUAGCGCACUGCUUGCCUGAUCAAGAUCGUAGGAACGUCUUCGUCUUUGGGCUCUAGUGUGGUGCUUUCUCUGGCUCUGCAAUCCCAGAUGUGAGAAAGCAUUUAAAGAAGUGGCGUAAUGUUUCCUGUGUGCACUGGUUUUGCUGUGGUGCAGGAUUUAAUGCAAGCGGUCAAACACAGGACCGUCUCAGCAGCGGUUGAUGUCCGAUUCUUCUUCUCUCUUACCGUUCUUCUCUGAGGCUUCGCCAGCAGUGUUCAUAGCACAGUGGCAACCAGUUUCUCACUUUUAGUUGUGAUGAUCUCAGUUUUGUGUGUGUCUGCUCAUAAACUAUAAGCAGUUGUGUAUGCGUGGGGAUCUGUGUGAAGUAAUGUGAAUAAUCCCAGGACUUGAUGCCAAGGUUAGCUGUCUAGCAGAUGAACUGCCUCUCACGCAAGAGGGUGGGUUUAGUUUGAAAUGUUUACAGCUUGAUUGUAGUUUCUGUUCAGACACUGGAUAUUCACUUCGACUGUUAAUGGUGCCAUUUCCUUUUUGAAAUGCACUUUUCUAGGUCUUAAACAAUUUAGUCUGUCCUAAUUAUAAAUGCUUCUUUUUUAUGAUUAAUACGAUUGUCACUUCAAAUGCGAAUUGUUAAGGUCUCGAGUAAACUUCUCUCAGCAGUAUUUCAAUGUUUUGUUUCUUCUUCUCUUAAAUCAGAAAGCACAAAGGUUAGUUUAUUGUGGUAAACUUCUAAAAUGACCAAAUCUAAAAUGUUCUCCAUGGGCUAAAACAGGACAUCUGUCCCGUGUUAUUGUAAUAAGAUUAGUUAGCUGAACCCAAUCCAGAGCUGGUCCUCCAGUGUUUGUAUGAAAUGCUUCUUGUUUUUCAGUAGUGAACUCAAACCUGUGGCAGAGGAUGCUGAUGCAUAUGAUCAGUUUCUGCACAUUUAUUGCAACCAUUAAUGCAAUCUAAAUAAGCGAUGACCUGCGAAUCACUUCUCUGCAGCUCUAAUAACAGACUUGUCCUUCAUUUGUAAAUGCUAUGUUAUGAAAAGAAAAAAAAAAUCUUGGAGUUUUUACACUUACUCAAUUGUUGGUGUUGUAGUAACAUUUAAAGAAUCUCAAAGUCGUCCUUUUCUAACGUUUCAAGCACACUGUUUUUACUCUGUAUCACUCUGCUGUGUCUGAUAUUGGGGAAAUACAUGUUGACCCAAGAUUGUGUAACAGUUGUGUCAACAGUCUUUAAAUAAAAGCUGAAAAGCUUC
Carassius auratus (goldfish) is the source of this 2646-nucleotide messenger RNA. RefSeq names its product diphosphoinositol polyphosphate phosphohydrolase 1-like. Gene Ontology annotation, cellular component: nucleus; cytoplasm. NCBI's taxonomy places the organism in Eukaryota, Metazoa, Chordata, Actinopteri, Cypriniformes, Cyprinidae. Gene Ontology annotation, biological process: diadenosine hexaphosphate catabolic process; adenosine 5'-(hexahydrogen pentaphosphate) catabolic process; diadenosine pentaphosphate catabolic process. The transcript is spliced from 5 exons. Bases 194 to 706 code for a protein of 170 amino acids. The record is from RefSeq and is a predicted model, not a curated record. Gene Ontology annotation, molecular function: bis(5'-adenosyl)-hexaphosphatase activity; endopolyphosphatase activity; bis(5'-adenosyl)-pentaphosphatase activity.